Molecule: messenger RNA, 1584 nt
Organism: Lepisosteus oculatus (spotted gar)
Lineage: Eukaryota; Metazoa; Chordata; Actinopteri; Semionotiformes; Lepisosteidae
Product: zinc finger protein 239-like
Biological process (GO): regulation of transcription by RNA polymerase II
Cellular component (GO): nucleoplasm
Molecular function (GO): RNA polymerase II cis-regulatory region sequence-specific DNA binding; DNA-binding transcription repressor activity, RNA polymerase II-specific
Source: RefSeq, a predicted model, not a curated record
GCUGCGGGAGGAGGUCACGGCGCAGGAAGAGCGUGCAGCUGCAGUUUGUGCAGUUUGUGGAGUUUCUGCAGUUUGUGCAGAUUGUGCAGUUUGUGCAGAUUGUGCAGAUGCGCCGUCUGCAGCGACGGGUCCCGUCGGCAGCGCUGCAGGGACGCCCUGAGCGCCGUUCUUUAUUUUGUGUUCGAGUUGCUCUGCCGUGCAGGUUCGUGCAGCAAGGCAGCCUGCGGGUCCUCUCCGGAAGGAGGACGGGGGAAGGUGUUGGGGAAAUGGAUUCAGAGCACUUCCUCUUCGUGUCCUGAGCUGUCUUCCCUCGGGCCUGGUAACGUUAGAACCGUCUGCAGGGGGGAGUCGGGUUUCGGUAGCCUGAUGCUGUAGUGCUGGCCAAGACAUGGGGAGUGGACACACGAGUGACCGGGGAGGACUGUGAGUGACCGGCGUGGAACGCAGAGACAUAAGAUGGACUCUGGUGCCGCUCCCGAGCCAGACCGGGUCGAGAUCAAAGAGGAGCAGGAGGCAAAGGAGAUAUCGCUGGCGCGGGACCCACAGGGGAGUCGCGCAGCGGAAGGCCCGAGCUCUCCAUCUUCCAAAGGCGGAUCGGACACCGAUGACUCGGACACGCUGUUGGAGGGCGAGAACGUGUACGAGGGACUCCACAUCGUGGUGAAGGAGGAGGAGGAGGAGGAGGAAGCCCCCGGCCGCGCUCCGGUGCAGGGCUCGCCCAGUCGCGGGGUCGGCCAGGGCACGGGCAAGGUCAUCACCGUGGUGGCGGUGACGGACCGGCUCUCCAAGGCCAGCGGGGUGCAGCGGCUGUACCACUGCUUCGAGUGCGGGCAGGUGCUGGACCCGCGCGGGCUGGGCGCUCAGGGGCACGCCUGCGCCGCAGGCAAGGGCGCGGGCGGCGGGGACACGCGGAGCCCGCCGGGCACCAAGCCCCACGUGUGCGCGGAGUGCGGGAAGGGCUUCGAGUGGCUGCAGUCGCUGAAGGAGCACCGGCGCGUCCACACGGGCGAGCGGCCCUACCGCUGCCAGCUCUGCGGCAAGAGCUUCCUGUCCUCCGGCCACCUGCGGCAGCACCAGCAGACGCACGCCGACAGCAAGCCGCACCAGUGCGCCGCCUGCGGCAAGCGCUUCUCGCGCGCCAAGAACCUGGAGGUGCACCAGCGCGUGCACACGGGCGAGCGGCCCUACCUGUGCGCCGUGUGCCACAAGAGCUUCCCCUACUCCUCCACGCUCAAGCAGCACCUGCGCACGCACACGGGCGAGCGGCCCUUCCAGUGCGCCGCCUGCGGCAAGCGCUUCGCCCGCGCCAAGAACCUGAAGGUGCACGAGCGCGUGCACACGGGCGCCAGGCCCUACCGCUGCGGCGUGUGCGGGGAGAGCUUCGCCUACGCCCCCACGCUCAAGACGCACGAGCGCACGCACCCCUGAGGCCCCGCUGCACCCCAGCAGACGGGCAGUGGCCCCAGAUAGGCAGGGUUGUUCCCAGUUUCUGGUCUCGUACUUUAACACCCUUUCUACAGGACUCCCUCUCCAGCCUGGCGGCAGAUCACUGUCGUUUUCAGAAUUAAACCCGGAUCCAAGUUC